Molecule: messenger RNA, 3243 nt
Organism: Armigeres subalbatus
Lineage: Eukaryota; Metazoa; Arthropoda; Insecta; Diptera; Culicidae
Gene: svp
Product: nuclear receptor subfamily 2 group F member 1-B
Exons: 3
Coding region: 993-2981 (662 amino acids)
Biological process (GO): anatomical structure development; regulation of transcription by RNA polymerase II; cell differentiation
Molecular function (GO): zinc ion binding; RNA polymerase II cis-regulatory region sequence-specific DNA binding; nuclear receptor activity
Source: RefSeq, a predicted model, not a curated record
GCAGUGUCAGUAGUGCGAAGUCCGAGCGAGACGGGGCUAGCAUUUGAGUAUGAGGCUGCGCUGCUCAGGCCUGGGUGUGAGUGAGAGUGGGGUAAACAGGUCGAGUCGAGUCGGGUCGGGUCGCGUACCUUUUGCACUGACUGUUCUAGGCAGUCAGGCACAAGAAGGCCUUUUGAAUAGUAGCAGUGCGCGGUGCUGUCUGUGUGCGCCUCGUUUUUUGUGUGAACCGUGAUUUUUCUGUGCACUGUGAGAGAUUCGUGCGACGGCAGGCAGGAGAGUGCAUGUAGUAGAGUGUAACUUUCUAUCCGGCUGACGCAUCUGCAAUCUUCCGCUAGCUGGCCUGCGGCGACGGCUUAUCAGCAGCGAAACUAUUGCGAAAUCCUUAUUUUUUGGGACAUUCGCUUUUCUUUGGUUCGCUUCUAUUUUCGUUACCCGGAACGUUAUCGGAACCCGUAUUAAUCGGACGUGACACGAACCGUGACACUUGAAGUGAUAGUCGCGCGGAUAAACCGCGAUCAUCGAACCGGCUACCACGAUCGCGAGUGAUGGUGUGAAAUAUUUCAUCCGAAACAUUUCGUGAUUGAUGCAUUUCGGCCACGUGAUUUGGUAGUGAUUCUGUACGAAGUGAUAUCAUUGAAGCAGAGAGAAGACUUCGCAAGCAAGCGAGAAGAAGCAACAGUAGAAUACUGAAAUUGUUUAUGAUUGCAUUUGGAAAACAACGCCGAUUGUGGAAAUAAAUAUGAUUGUUGUGGGUUUGUGAUAAGAACGAGCUGCUGGUUCUGAUUUUGUUUGUUUUCGAAUUGGUUCGCGUCUUUGUUUUCUCAGUUUUCUGUGCUAAACGAGAGUGAAUUCCGGAACAGUUGGCAAACAACGCGUGCGACGAUUUUCAACGAACUUCGGUGAUUUAAGCAGGAAAAAUUUUCCUCGAUAGCGUAGGCCCCGAUUGUGGGGCCAAAACCGGUAGCAAUAUUAUUACCCACAACUCGCUCAGCAUGUACGGAGGAGGUGUCCUGUGUCCGUCGCCGUCGACGGCGACUGGAUUCUACAAUCCUCGCGGCCAGGGUUCCGAGAUUGGAGCUCUCGAGCUAGGCUUCCCCCGGGGGAUGGCCUUGGUACCUCCUCCUCCACACGGUGCGUGGCGAGAUCCGACCGGUCUCGGAUCUCACCUGCCCGUAUCCAGCACCAGUGAGGACAUUACGACCCUCGGCGGUGGUAAUGCCCCACCCACCGUUUCCUCGAUGCAAUCAAACACAUCGAUCGAUAAGAAAGAUUUCAUAUCAUCUGCCGCGACGGCUGGCGGGAACGGAUCCCAACACGGCAGCCUAGCAGUCUCCCAGCACACUUCCGUCGACAAAAAGGAGUUCCUGUCGCUACAGCAGAGUACGACUCCCGGCUCUCAGAGUAUGAACUCCCAGAACGGCAGCCAACAGGACAUCAAAAAUCAAAAUAUCGAAUGCGUCGUCUGCGGUGACAAAAGCUCCGGCAAACACUACGGACAGUUCACAUGCGAAGGUUGCAAAUCGUUCUUCAAGCGGUCGGUCCGACGGAACCUCACCUACUCGUGUCGGGGCAAUCGCAACUGCCCGAUCGACCAGCACCACCGGAAUCAGUGUCAAUUCUGUCGUCUACGAAAGUGCCUCAAAAUGGGAAUGCGACGCGAAGCCGUGCAACGAGGUCGCGUUCCACCAUCGCAACCGCCGGGCCUCCCCUACGGCCAAUACUCGAUACCAAACGGAGACGCUGUUACCGGUUUCAAUGGGCACUCGUAUCUUAGUUCCUACAUCUCGCUACUGCUCCGGGCGGAACCUUACCCCACCUCUCGGUAUGGGCAGUGCAUGCAGACGAAUAACAUCAUGGGCAUCGACAAUAUCUGUGAGCUGGCAGCACGGUUACUGUUUUCUGCCGUUGAGUGGGCCCGAAAUAUACCCUUCUUUCCGGAUCUCCAAGUGACGGACCAAGUCGCGCUACUGAGGCUUGUGUGGUCUGAACUGUUCGUACUAAACGCGUCCCAGUGCUCGAUGCCACUACACGUGGCGCCUCUGCUGGCAGCUGCCGGCCUCCACGCAUCACCCAUGGCCGCCGAUCGUGUGGUCGCCUUCAUGGACCAUAUCCGGAUAUUCCAGGAACAGGUUGAGAAGCUGAAGGCUCUGCACGUUGACUCUGCUGAGUAUUCCUGUCUGAAAGCAAUAGUCCUAUUCACAACAGGUAAAAUGCUGGACUAUCUCUUCGGAGAUGUCCACGCACUGCUUGCAAAAAUCAGCUCCACACUCCAAACCCUGCAGUCCGAAUCCGAUGUCAUCCAUCUGGUGCAGAUGCAAAUGUACCAUCUCUCCUCCCAACUACCCACUAAUACCACUAACAAUAGUAGUUUAUCGCCAAAUACUUCCAUAAACACUACCAAUAGCAGCAGCGGGAACUCCUCGCUCAACAACAUGUCCGGGUCGUCCUCGACUGGAUCGCUAACGGUGGCGGUUUCACAGAAAGCCCCAACUUCGCUGGCGUCGCCCUCGGUAACAACGACUGCGGCCUCCGCCAACGAAGCCACGGCCACCGUUAGCUCCAGCAGUUCGACGACUCCGCUAAACAACAACGAUCUCAAAACCGCCAACAACAAUCUACCUCAAGUCAGUGAAUCUGGCUGCACUGGAACGGCAGGUAACUCACUUAUGGCAGCCGGUGUGGGUGCCCUUUUUGGCAGUAGUGCACAGUCGAAGACCCCGCCCCUGCCGGCUUCACUGUUUAGCUUCCAAGCGACCCCCAACCGAUCCUACCACGGAACGCUCGACGACUUUGUCAAUCUGAGCAGCAGCAGUCCGUACGGCGUCGGUUCGUCCCCAUUCGGGGCGGCGGCCGGUUUCGGUUCCGGGGGAAUUUUCAGCCCGUACGCAAACGGUAGCCUGCAGGGACCGGUCGGGGCCAAGUAUCUUAACAGUAGUGCCGAGUACAAAUUUUCCCCGUACAGUCCCUGGAGUAGACGAUAGAUCUUAGCGAUAGACCAAAGUGCCGGUGUUAUGACGGUUCGAUUGGUAGCACUUGAAGCGUUGUAAUACUAGUUACCAAAAUUAGCUGUAAUCGUUGUAAUUUAUUCUGUACAAAGUGAUUAUCUAGUAUCGUAUUAUUUAUUGGUGUAUUUAUUUAACUUAUUCGUUAUGUUUAGUUAGAAGUAGUUGGUCAUGGACGAAAUGUACUGAGCCAAAAUGCAAGACAAAAUAAAUCAUUGAGUUUGUUUCACCGAAACCAUAA